CCACCAGUAUGCGCCUCCCCCGCACGGCGCGCAGCCUUCCGCGUCGAGGCAUAGGCGUCCUAUUCCCGCGCCCGCGCCCGAAAUGGUCACAGCAGGCGUGCCGUACCCGACCCGCUCCGCUCGUAUCCGUGUGGUAGCACCAGACGACCCCAUCGUGGGUCAUCAACCACUCGAGUGGCGCCCAGGCCACGAAGACCAUACGGGCCAAGUCGAGGUGUACGACCCGCAGAUCGGCAUUCACUGGUUGCCUGAACCUCAAUGUAGGCACCUAGCCGUCCGUGCGCGCGGUACACAGAGCGACGCCCGGUACGCGAUCGCAAAGGAGCCAUCCCAGCUGGACGACGGCGACGUGUCCCCUGGUCCUAACCCCUUGCAGCUCACUGGCGUUCCGGAGGGCGUUCUCGCAGGUUCGAGCGGCAGCGCUAUCCAACGUGUGGACGAGGAUGCGCUGUUCUCAACGGCGAGGGAAGGGUCUGCAUUCUUCCAAAAUCAGCAGAUCGCUUCUGUCCGCGCUGUUACCUUCGCCGCAGACGAACCUGGUCCUUCGACAGCAGGAGACACGUCCCUUUCUGCUUUGCAUGGGUUCGCCGGCGGCUCGUCGCAGGGUGGCGCUCUGUUCAGCCUAGGGGCCCCGCAAGAACCGGGACAGUCCGGUACUGCUCGGCCGCUGGUUCGAACGCAAGUACCUGCAGAGACCCUACCUCAGCCGUCGCCUGCCUCCUCUUGGGGAGGCACCUAUCAGCCGAGCCGCAGGUCCAGUCUCUCACUCCACGUCAACAACCUUCCACCUCCCAGCGACUCCCAAGAUACUACGUCGGAUUCAGUGGAAGAAGGGUCGAUCGAGUUCUUUGGCCAAUCCAUGACGGUGGACAUCGCGGACAACGCCUCGGGAUCCUUCCGCUCCGGGGAGGCAAGGCCCUCCGGCCUGCUGUUGAACACAUCGAGGGAGGGCAGUUCCCGGCAGGUCGUGACAGGUCUCCACGACCUGGAGGCUAUCAAUCGCUCGUUGAGUGAGAUCGCCGAGCCCGCCCAGAGCGACACCCGCAGCACUCGUUCGUCUCCCUCUGCACCUGCGUCCUCCCGUCAACCACGACAGGCGCCGGCAUCUGGACACGACUCUCGCGAACAUGUCGGCCUCAGGACAGGCAUCGCGUUGUAUAGUUCCCGGCCCACAACUCAAUACCCCGCUGCUGGCCCUUCUACUGAGCCUCUCUCAGCGCCUCCCGCACCGUCGACCCAUGUCCGGUCACUAAGCCGAACUUCAACACGGUCCCGCGCCGAAAGCACAGUCAGUCACAGCACUAGCGGCAGUGGUGGGAGUGGCGGCAGUGGUGGCGCCAGCUCGCAACGCCCUUCAGGCCAACGACAUCGCCGCAGCUCGACUGCGUCCAGCGUGCACUUCCACGACCAGUUAGACGUUCCCCCCGCCUUCCGGCCUGCAGAGCCGCAGGAUACCCAUGCCUACACCUCUCAGGGCCCGUACGCGGAUGCCCCGCGCGGCAGCCAGGACUCCAUUCCGCGUUCUCUCGGCUCCAUCGGCGAGUUCGGUACCGGCGGCGGCCUCCUGCUCUCGUUUGAAGCCCCGAGUACGUCCUCCGCGGUGGACAGGCACGGCGACGCUGCCGCUGGCAUACACGCCCCGCGCCCAGUGGCCAGCAGCCGUUCGUCGACGCGGAGCCUGUUCAGCGGUGCGUGGAACGCGAGGAACGGCCGGUGAUAUACCGGUAUUCACAUCUCAAAAUUCGUGGUAUGUACCUCUAUCGUCCCCCUAGACUAUUCCUUUCUCUCUCGGCCUUCUUUCUGUAUCUGUUACUAUACCUUUCGGAUUUCCCAGUGCCUCGUCUAUCUCCCCCUGUCCCGCUGUUUACUCUUCAUAUAUCCUCGUCUGUUGCUCUAGAAGACUGUUGUAGGAUGUUGCGGCCGCUCCCAGUUACUUACGCUCUGUUAUCAAUCCGUGCUGUUGUUGUCUCUACGUACGCCUCACUCGCCGCCGCUCUAAUGUCUGCCCGAAUACGCUAUCCUCACGUCCCCGUUCACGCAUACCUACGCUUGCCAUAUCCUACUGUGCGUUCAUACCAUAUCCAAUUAUCA
Trametes versicolor FP-101664 SS1 is the source of this 2091-nucleotide messenger RNA. RefSeq lists its product as uncharacterized. The transcript has a single exon. The record is from RefSeq and is a predicted model, not a curated record. The coding region runs from base 83 to 1717 and encodes 544 amino acids. Lineage: Eukaryota; Fungi; Basidiomycota; Agaricomycetes; Polyporales; Polyporaceae.